AUGACUGAAACGGAUGUUUUGAUUGCUGGAGCAGGGCCAACGGGUCUUGUUCUCGCUCUUUGGCUCCACACACAGGGUGUCAGAAUUCGCAUUCUUGACCAGGCAGCUGGGCCCGCCCCCAACUCGCGCGCGCUGGCCGUGCAUGCCCGCAUUCUGGAGCUAUACCGCCAACUCGACCUGGCCGAUGAGCUAAUAAAUCGUGGAUAUCAGCUACCUGCUACCAAUGUGUGGGUCAAUGGUUCUCACAGAGCCCACAUCAACCUGCGAGAAUUCGGCACAGAGUUGACACCAUAUCCCUACCUGCUUACUUUCCCUCAAGACGAGCAUGAGCGCCUGCUCGAGAAGCGACUGAACUCCUUGGGUAUCUUUGUGGAACGGAAAACCACGCUACAAAAGUUUGUCGACAAUGGCUCGAGUAUCACCGCAACUCUGGCGUGUGCGAACGAGGACGAGUCUACCUGCGAAGCUGCCUAUAUUGUUGGUUGCGACGGCGCCCAUUCGGUAGUCCGACACGGUAUUGGGGCAAACUACGAGGGUGGCACUUAUGUGCCACUCUUCUAUAUUGCAGAUAUUGUGGCCGAGGAGCAAGACAGUCCGCUUUUCAACGGUGAAGCCCACUUGAAUUUUGUCGAUGAGACUUUCAAUUUGAUAUUACCUUACGUCGAAGAGCGCCACGUCCGAUUAAUUGGAACGACAAUCCCGAAGAGUACUGAGAAUCAGCAAACCAAUACCUCGGAGUCACAACCCGAAGUGACGUUUGAGGACGUGCUUCCGGAAAUCAAGAAAACGACAAAUAUCGAUAUUCAAAAAGUCAACUGGUUCUCCACAUAUCGAAGUCAUCACCGCGUGGCAGAGAAGUACCGCAGCAACAGAGCCUUUCUUGUCGGAGACGCUGCUCACAUCCACAGCCCAGUAGGUGGUCAAGGCAUGAACACGGGCAUCAUGGAUGCAAUCAACUUGGCGUGGAAACUAGCAACUGUGAUCAAACAGCCCUCCAUGACGCUAGAAGCCAAAGAUGCGCUUUUGGAUACCUAUGAAUCUGAACGGCGUUCAUUCGCGUUGGAUGUAGUCGGCGCAACAGACCAUGGCUUCACCAUUCUCACCAGCUCGGGAUUUAUUCCACACCUUCUGCGUGCAUGGGUCAUUCCCUACCUCAUUCCUCUCGUCACUCGCUUCCAGGCCACCCGCACGGAAAUUUUCCGACGUGGAUCCCAACUAGUCUGCUGCUACAGGGGAAGCAGUAUGCUCAACGAGCACACACAAGGCUCUGAGGCGGUACAGCCCGGUGAUCGUUUACCAUGGGUAAAGACUGAGCGUGGGGAUAAUUACUCAAAUCUGCGUGAUAUCUGUUGGCAGGUUCACCUUUAUGGCGAGUCUCGGGUGAGUCUGAAGGAAUGGUGCGAAACAAAGCACGUUCAGUUGACCGAAGUUGAGUGGGAUGAGAAGCAUGGUAAAGCUGGAUUCAAGAAAGGUGCUGCAUAUCUGUUGCGACCGGAUCAGUAUAUUGCUGCAAUCUUUGAGGGCGAUGGCCUGGAGGCCAAGUUGAAUGCGUAUUUCUCCACGCGGGGGCUGCCAUGCUAG
This is a messenger RNA of Penicillium brasilianum, 1581 nucleotides long. The record is from the annotation of a GenBank genome assembly. Lineage: Eukaryota; Fungi; Ascomycota; Eurotiomycetes; Eurotiales; Aspergillaceae.